This is a messenger RNA of Acanthisitta chloris (rifleman), 225 nucleotides long. It is a transcript of the gene GNG4, whose product is annotated as guanine nucleotide binding protein (G protein), gamma 4. Gene Ontology annotation, cellular component: heterotrimeric G-protein complex. Gene Ontology annotation, molecular function: G-protein beta-subunit binding. The transcript is spliced from 2 exons. The record is from RefSeq and is a predicted model, not a curated record. Gene Ontology annotation, biological process: G protein-coupled receptor signaling pathway. Lineage: Eukaryota; Metazoa; Chordata; Aves; Passeriformes; Acanthisittidae. The coding region runs from base 1 to 225 and encodes 74 amino acids.
AUGAAGGAAUUAGUGUCAAACAGUACAACCAGUAUAUCUCAAGCCAGGAAGGCUGUGGAACAAUUAAAAAUGGAAGCAUACAUGGACAGAAUGAAGGUAUCCAAGGCUGCAGCAGAUUUAUUGGCAUAUUGCGAUGCGCACAUUGGAGAAGAUCCUCUUAUUAUUCCAGUGCCUGCAUCUGAAAAUCCCUUUAGGGAGAAGAAACUCUUUUGUACUAUCCUUUGA